UAUGGUGUAGUGCCACGUAUGCUGCACUAGAGGAAUACACAGGCAUCAUGUGGCAUCUGGUACCUAUGCUUUUGGCACUGUCAUUGUAUGAGACUUGGGGAUAUUCUACGCAGGACCAAGUAGGCGAAUUAUCCGUGCGAAGGAUCGUAAACAUCGAAGCACAGGGAGUGUCCCCGUGCAUCACGCUCCCCGACGGCAGCGCCCCGAACCUCGCCCUCAGGUACGAGACCGUGUUCCUCAAGGAUGGUCGCGAGCUCGUAAACAUGACCGACCUCCACUGCGAGCCGGACGUGACGGGGCCCUGGAAUCUGUACUGCUCGGCGCCUGUGUCCUUGAGUGAAUUAUAUUUCGCAGAUGACCUGGUGCUGAUGGUUUUGGCCAGGUCGGAGGACAAUCUUGUUGUCGCCGCGGCUGAAGAAGAACUGUCCCUUAAGAACGUCACCGUAGACUUGCGGCAGGAGGGUCAGGAGGCACUGAGAGUAGGAUGGAACCAAGAACCUGGACGAACUUACUUCGUUCAGAUCUGGACGGUCCCUUCCCAAGCUCACGGAAGCGCCCCGCCCACCAACUUCGGCGACUCCCGACAUCACUUCGGAAAUCGCACUGAGACGCCACAAGUGGUGGAGGUUUCUGGAAAUGUUCGAUGCAAGAAUGGCCAGUGUUUGUAUUAUUUCCUCGGUCUGAUAGACUGCGGGGAAUAUGCGGUAGAGGUCCUGGAUGUGACGGAAAAUAUUUUUCAAACUUCCAGAAGCAGAAGGCAUUCUGUGGAUCAGCACUGGACUGGUCUGACUAUUGAGAGGGUCGUCAUCGAGACAUCAUCACCCGAUUCUCAGCGUCCUUUAAAGACCCUGACGACGACGGCAAGAACUGACGAAGGGCUGCUCGUGGAGGAAGGGUUCAGGGCGGUCCUCAUCAACGCUCUCGAUCCGAGUGACUUCCUUGAGAGUGACGAGGGAGACUGUUUGCCUUUCACCAUCGGAUGUAAAAUAAACGAUGUCCAGACGCUCACGCAUCCUUCCGGUGAAGAUCAAGUCACAGCCCUACAGCUUCUCUUGACCCAACAGGACCAGGCCUUCUCCUCGCUCGUUCCCGUCGAAGACUUGCAAGUUCGAGUAACAAGUGUGGGCCCCGGGAGUGUACAAGUGUCGUGGGAAAAGACAGGUGUUUCAUUGCAGUUCUUAGUGCAGUUGUUGUCAGACAAAGGAGGGCCGGCGAUUUCUCUGACCGUCACGUGUGGAAAUAAAGCUCCAAACUGCCAAGCUGUGUUCGACGAGCUGGUAAACGGCGACUACACGGCGAUGGUGAGCUACGAAGGGGCGGUGGAGACGCAGCUCACUGUUCCGUUUCAAGUGAAAAACGGCGGCGUAGACUGCCAGCUACCUUUCGAAGACCUGGCCGGGCAUUGUGUAAUGGUGGAUGCUGUGAUCCUCGGGACCUGGGAUGAGGUGAGGCUCUUCUGCCACCAGCUGGGAGGUCAGCUGGCGAAGCUGGACGACCUGGAGUUCAUGUAUCACGUCGCCAAGUAUAUUCGAGACAAUGGAAUAGACAACCACAGCUACUGGAUAGGCGGUUCGGACACGGCCUCAGAGGGAGACUUUACUUGGCUAGACGGAGAAAGGGUCAAGGAAGGGACGCCAUAUUGGAGUUACGUCAACGGGACCCAGCGGCCUGCGUUCGAUUCCUCUCUCAACUGCAUCGCCCUGGGUCAGCCGGUGUUCCAUUAUUUUGUCGACAGCUCGUGCAGCGAUUCGAACGCGGCUGUGUGUGAGAAGGUGGUUUAGAAAUGUUUCGAUUUUUUUUUUGUUUUUCUUCUUCUGUGGGAGCAGAAUUACGUUUCUGAUUAUUUUGAAUAAAAGUAUUUUUGACA
Messenger RNA from Penaeus indicus, 1867 nucleotides. RefSeq lists its product as uncharacterized. The transcript has 10 exons. Bases 48 to 1781 code for a protein of 577 amino acids. The record is from RefSeq and is a predicted model, not a curated record. NCBI's taxonomy places the organism in Eukaryota, Metazoa, Arthropoda, Malacostraca, Decapoda, Penaeidae.